UAGCAUUCAAAGUUUGACUUUAUAAAAAUGUUCAACUCAAAGUCUGUUAGUCAUGCAUAGUAAUCAUUUUUCUGUUUGGGUUUUAGUGCCACCAAGAUUCGUAGCUGAGCCUGUGUCUCAGGCUGUUAUUCCAAAGUCUACUGUACUCUUCAGAAGCGUCUUUGAAGGAACAUCUCCAUUUAUAGUGAAAUGGUUCAAGGAUGACAACGAACUCAUCACAGGACCAUCAUGUUUGAUUAAACGAGAGGAAUAUUCUUCCUCUGUAGAGCUCUGCUCAGUCGGGACUUUGCAAAGUGGAAUUUAUUCUUGCCAAGUUAGCAACGAAGCAGGCACGGUGAAAAGUGCAGCAGAGUUGGUGGUGAAAGAGCCCCCUCAGUUUGUCCUGAAACUUCCUCCCACUACCUUUGUGAAGCAGUGUGAGGCACUCCGUCUUGAAUGCAAGGCCACCAGCUCACACUCCCUGACUAUGUGCUGGUACAAAAAUGACCAAAAGCUAACGGACGGAGACAACUAUAAGAUCAUGUUUGUUGACUCAACUGCGUACCUCCAGCUGCACACCACAAGGUUUGAGGAUAAUGGAGUCUACACCUGUGAGGCUCAUAAUGAUGCUGGCAGUGUGAGCUGCAGCACCAUUCUCACAGUUCAAGAGGCCCCAUCCUUUAUUAAAACACCAAGUCCGAUAGAGGGCAUAAAAGGAAAAGAUGCCAGUCUACACUGCGAGGUGUACGGCACUCCACCUUUCCAGGUGAACUGGUACAAAGACAAAAGGCCACUAAAGGAGAGCAGAAAGUGUAAGAUGGUCAGUGAGGGCAGCUCUGCCACACUUCACAUCAUGAAAAUGGACCAAGAAGAUGCUGGUCUUUAUGAGUGCAAAGUGUCUAACAACGUAGGAACUGAAAGCUGCCGCACUACCAUUAGCCUAAAAGAACAACCAGCAUUUGUCAAGAAACUGGUGGACCAGUCAGUUACAGCCGGUCAGCAGCUAACACUGACAGCUACAGUAAGAGGCUCCGAGCCUUUGACUGUGUCCUGGGUUCAGGACAAAGAUCACAUUCUCAGAGAUGGUGACAACAGGAAGAUCACAUUUGAGAAUAAUGUGGUCACCCUUGUAGUGCCUAAAGCUGACUCAACUACAGCUGGUAAAUACACCUGCCAGCUGAGGAAUGACUCUGGAGUUGUGGAGUCUGUCUCCCAAGUGACCGUUCUAGAACCUGCUGCUGUUGUGGAUAGCCCCGAGUCCUUGAACGUCAAGUCAGGAGACAAUACAGCUAUUGAAGUCACAGUAUCUGGAACACCAGAUCUGAAAAUUAAGUGGUUCAAGGAUAACGAAGCAAUAUCUUCUGGUGCCAAGUAUCAGCUGUCCUUCACAAAGAAGGUUGCAACCCUGAAGAUUCGGUCUGCUGAUAAAGCAGACGCUGGAGAAUACAAACUACAGGUUACAAACCAUGUUGGUACAGCCUCUUGCAAAACUAAGCUCUCUGUCUCAGAUAAAUUGAUUCCACCGAGCUUCAUAAGGAAGCUGAGAGACACCCACCUUGUUGUGGGUAAACCUGGUGAGAUGGAGUGUAAGGUUGCUGGCUCUGCCCCUUUAACAACUUCCUGGUUCCACAACGGCCAGGAGAUCCAGAGUGGGCCAAACUAUGACAUCAGCUGCACUGAUAAUAGCUGCAGACUGAGAGUCCCAACAGUCAAGAUGUCCGAUUCUGGCAAAUACACAUGUAAAGCUGUAAACGCUGCAGGAGCCAGUGAGACGAGUGCUUCCAUGAAUGUGACAGAACCUCCAUCUUUUGUGGAAACACCUGAAGCGAAGGAAACAGUGCCUGGCCAAAACGUGUCUUUCUCAGCUAAAGUGAAAGGCAGUGCCCCCCUGAAGGUCAAAUGGUUUAGGGGAGCAAAGGAAAUGCAGCAUGGAAGAGGCUGCGAGAUCACCCUAAAGAACGACGUCGCCACUUUGGUGCUUCACAGAGUGGACAGGUCCCACGCAGGAGAGUACACCUGCCAGAUCAUUAACGAUGCAGGGAAGGAAAGCUGCCCAGUUAACCUGUUUGUGAAAGAACCAGUCCACUUUGUGAAGAAGCUGAAGGACAUUUCCUCUGAAAAGGGCAAACCUUUGAGGCUUGAAGUCACAUUCGCUGGAACCCCCAGAAUAAAUGUGAUGUGGAAGAAGGAUGGUAAAUUCAUCUGGGCCUCAUAUCAGUACAAUGUGAUCACCACAGACAACUCCUGCAUCCUGGAGGUUCUUUACUCCGACAAGAUGGAGGCAGCCGGUAGAUACUCUUGCGAAGUAGACAACGGAGUCGGAAGUGACAGAUGUGAAGCACAAGUGUCACUUCUAGAGCGACCAUACUUUGUUGAAAUGAUGGAGCCAGUGGAGGUAAUUCUGGGCGAUCCACUUACCCUGAAAUGCUGUAUUGGGGGAACUCCUGACAUCUCCGUAGCCUGGUUUAAAGGUGACGGAAAGCUGCGCAAGUCCAAUACUUGCUUGAUGGACUUCGUAAAGGGUGUUGCCACGUUGAAACUGACCAAAACAACCAAGUUCGAUCAGGGCGAAUAUAUCUGCAAGGCAGAGAACCGGAUUGGUUCAGCCUCUGCCAGCUGUAGUGUGGUGGUGAAAGAACCUGUGCGAUUUGUCAAGAAACUGGAGGAUGUCUCCCAUGAGCUGGGUAAACCUCUGAGGCUGGAGUGCACUUACACCGGCAGCCAGAGGGUCUACGUCACGUGGAAGAAGGACGAUCAGCAGAUCUGGGCUUCUUACGAGUACAACGUCAAAACCACCAAUUCCUCCUGUGUCCUGGAGGUCCUCAACAGUGACAGAGCCACUGCGGCGGGAAAAUACACUUGCGAAAUUUCCAAUGCUGAAGGAACUGACGUCUGUCAUGCUCAUGUUAAACUAGAGCACAAAGUCCCUCCAACCUUCACCAAGAAGCCCUCUGAGUCCAUGAUGGACUCUGCGGGUAAAACGGUGAAGAUGGAAGCUCGGGUGACUGGCUCUCAGCCACUGAGCGUCACCUGGUACAAGGGCAACAGUGAAAUCUUCAGCUCUGGCAAAUAUGAUGUCAGCUUUAAGAACAACAUGGCCGUGCUGUCUGUCAGAGAUUGUACCAGCUCUGAUGGUGGUGAAUACACCUGCACAGCUUCCAAUGAAGCUGGCAAAGCUUCAUGUCACGUUUCUCUCAACAUCUCAGUUGUUCCAGCGGAAAUAAAACUGGGUCUCUGA
This is a messenger RNA of Epinephelus fuscoguttatus (brown-marbled grouper), 3217 nucleotides long. Its product is annotated as titin-like. The coding region runs from base 53 to 3217 and encodes 1054 amino acids. The transcript has 12 exons. The record is from RefSeq and is a predicted model, not a curated record. NCBI's taxonomy places the organism in Eukaryota, Metazoa, Chordata, Actinopteri, Perciformes, Serranidae.